Didymodactylos carnosus is the source of this 978-nucleotide messenger RNA. Lineage: Eukaryota; Metazoa; Rotifera; Eurotatoria; Philodinida; Philodinidae. The record is from the annotation of a GenBank genome assembly.
AUGGUUUACACACUUUUAGAACAUUUGAGUGAUGAAUUGUUAAUUUCUGUGUUUGAAUACCUGGAUGCAAUUCAUUUAUAUCAUGCUUUCUCUGACUUAAACACACGUUUCAAUCACAUCUUAAAUGAUUCAUUACUACGCUUAUAUUUUGAUUCAAAUAGCGUUCGCGACUGUCGUGAUCGCUGUGUAUUCAAUCGAAUUAAUCAACAUCAAAUAAUAUCAUUAACUAUAACGAGUGGACCAUUUUUAGCAUAUUUAAAAUUUCAUAUUUCAACAUUCAUUAAUUUACAAUCCAUUUUCUUCAAUAGCACUAAUCAUUCUCAAGAUUUUCUCUCAGAAUUAGAAUCCCUGGGUAAGCUUCGAACACUCGUAGUGCAAAACACACUCAAUGAAUGCGAAUUUGUUAGAAGAAUCGUGUUUGAGAAUGAACUACCACAACUGAGAAAAUUUGUUUACAUUCCCAAAGUUCAACAUUACUCUGUUGAACAUGUAUGUCUCAACGAUACAACUAGAAACCGAAGUAAUAAUUUAGAACAUAUGACAAUUCGAAAUGUUCAUUCGUCAAACCUCGCUGGUUUUCUUCGAAAAUCGUCAAAUUUAAAAUAUUUAAACGUUUCAAUAUCUGAUACACUUGAAACAGGAGUUUUAUCAUCAAAAUUAAUAUAUUUAAACAUUAAUCUUUUUCGUACAACCUAUGAUAAUUUAUAUCAACUACUAUACUUAUCACCAUUGCUUAACUUAAAACAAUUUGAAUUAUCUGGUUAUGGUUAUGAUCAGAAACUGUUAAACGGUGAGAAAUUGCGAUAUUUAGUUUCAUCCUUGCCAUCGUUAAGGAUAUUUAACGUCGAUAUGAAGAUAAAUACAACUCCAUCGCUUGAAAUUAAAAUAGCAACAUUUGAAAAUGAGAAAAUAUAUUGGAAAAAUCUGAAAUGGUAUAUCGAGGGAAUGUAUGCUACUUUGAGAGCUGAACUCUUUUAA